This is a messenger RNA of Paramecium tetraurelia, 618 nucleotides long. RefSeq lists its product as uncharacterized. The transcript is spliced from 4 exons. Lineage: Eukaryota; Ciliophora; Oligohymenophorea; Peniculida; Parameciidae. Gene Ontology annotation, molecular function: flavin adenine dinucleotide binding; flavin-dependent sulfhydryl oxidase activity. The record is from RefSeq and is a predicted model, not a curated record. Gene Ontology annotation, cellular component: mitochondrion.
AUGGAAAAAAACUAUAUUGUGUUAAUAGGAGUAUCGCUUUUCUUUCUGACAUUGUUUAUGGUGAACACGUUUAAUUAGUAUGAGAAAGUAGUUGAAUAGAUAAAGUUGGAUAAGUAACCAUUAGCAGUUGAUUUGAUGGAUUAUAAAGUGCCAUCAAUUUGGGAUGUUGUGAAACCAGAUAAGGAGGAGCUUGAGAAUUUAGAUAAGGAUGAGAUCGAGAUUAUUAAUGGUAAAAAGAAAUUCAGCAGUGGUAUUACUAGAGAAGAACUUGGUAGAAACGGAUGGACAUUAUUGCAUAUGAUAUCAGCAACUUUGCCUGUAGAUUUUGAUGAGGAAUUCACAUUCAAAAUUAAUGUGUUUUUAAAUCUUUUUGGCUAAUUUUAUCCAUGUAAGGAGUGUGCAGGGCAUUUUUUAAAUAUGACGACAAUCCUUCCAUACGAAGGGAACUCGAGAGUGGAUUUCAUGUAAUAUUUGUGCAUGCUUCAUAAUGAAGUUAAUUAGAGAUUAAAUAAGACUUUGUUCAAUUGUAGUAUUGUUCAUGAAAGAUGGGGUGGAGAUUGUGGAUGCUCAAGUAAAUUAGAAGAGAGCAUCAAAAAAUAUAGUCGAGAUUAGAAUUGA